UGUUUCGUUGUAUAUUCUGUAUACAUAACACCUUUAACUAUGUACCAACCUUUUGGCUGCAUUGCUUUGCUAUAUCCUACCUGUUAAAACAGGUACGAAAAACCUUGUAAGUGAACUUCCCGUCUUGUCUCUUUUCGUUCGCCCACUCUGGCUCUCUUUUUGUGGUCAACUCUCUCUCACACACUUCUCUCUUUGCAUUUCUUGUGCUCCGCGUGCACUGAUGCCGUGCAUUAAUGAACGGUAUACACACAUACAUACAUUCGAGCAUGUGUGCGGCAUGUGUGUAUUUUACAACUGCUCACACACAAUUUUGUAAUUCAUUGUUUGGUGGACUUUGGACUUUCGGGUAUACCUCGGGCGCAUAUGUCAUAUGUGCAUAUGUAAGUAUGUUUGUAUGCAUACUACACAUGUAUUUUCUUUAUGUAUGUACAUAUAUACGGUGGAGCUAUGUAAAUGACUUUUGGUUUGUCGCUCUUACGGAGUUUUUGUGGCGGCUAUGCGAAUACCCUACAGAAAAUCGAUUUGGUUCGAAGCGUUUGUUGUCCAGUGUUAUUUCUGGGAAAAUAUGUCAUUACACUGGGUCACUCGACACUGAGUUGAUAAGAACCGAUUCUCGGUUAAGACAAGUAUGCUGAUUAAUCCGUAUUAUUCUCCGGCGAAAUGUUCAUCCGAAUGGAACUCUACGCUCUGAAAAACGUGCUCCUGUGGAUUAUCCUGUGGCUCCUAGCUGUAGGCAACUUGGCAGAAAACGUGGAAAGCUGUUUGUACUGUGUGCCCAUUGACGAAUGCGGAAAACUGUUUGGCAUCCUGCAGCAGGGUAAAAGUGCACCAUUCGAAGACAUUCGCUUGCUCUAUCAGUCCGGCUGCAAUGAUUAUCGCGGCUUGUUCUGCUGCGGCAACGAUCUAAAGGGCAUUGAGGAAUUGGAACUCCAAAAGCCGCACUGUGGCGUCUCCGAGUCAAAUCCAGUGGACUUCCGCAUCAUCAACGGCGAGGAAGUGAAGCUAAGCACCAGACCCUGGAUGGCUCUCUUCUUGACCAACAGCUCCGCCAACGGCCAACACUUUUGUGGCGGCUCGCUCAUCACAAAAAAAUUUGUACUCUCGGCAGCGCAUUGUUUCACCAAGCGGGAGUAUAAUGAUUUAAAUUCCGUGGUGGUUCGCUUGGGAGAGCACGAUGUGCGCCAUGCCAGGGACUGCCGGACCUAUUGGGACAAGGAGAUUUGUGCUCCACCGUCAGAGGAUUUUGCCAUCAAAAGGAUAAUUUCGCACGAAUUCUUCUCGCAUAGCUCCAAUUACCACGACAUAGCUCUGGUUGAGCUGGCCACGCAGGUGGAUUACAAGAUUCACAUCAAACCCAUCUGUCUGCCCCUGAACGUAGAAUUGCAGCAGCUGGCGGAAACUCUCGACUCCUUCAGCGUGGCCGGUUGGGGCAAGCUCAAUGCCUAUGCUGCUCGGGGCUCCGAUGUGCUCAUGGCCACCGAUGUGCGGCGCAGCUCUCGCAUAAUGUGCACCAUCAAGUACAGCAUGUGGGUGAAGGAGAGCCAAAUCUGUGCUGGCAGCGGCACCACAACAGAAGACUCCUGCCACGGCGACUCUGGCGGCCCUCUGGGAAGUCUCGUCAACUACUUCGGCCGACCCCGCUUCGUUCAGUUUGGACUGGUGAGCUUCGGAUCCAGAAACUGCCAAAGUCAGGCCGUCUACACAAACGUAGGCGCCCAUCUGCCAUGGAUAACAGAAAAUAUAGUUGAAUAAACAUCGAUUUGUACAUUA
Messenger RNA from Drosophila guanche, 1770 nucleotides. RefSeq names its product serine protease grass-like. Gene Ontology annotation, molecular function: serine-type endopeptidase activity. Gene Ontology annotation, biological process: proteolysis. The record is from RefSeq and is a predicted model, not a curated record. Bases 661 to 1752 code for a protein of 363 amino acids. The transcript has 5 exons. Lineage: Eukaryota; Metazoa; Arthropoda; Insecta; Diptera; Drosophilidae.